Messenger RNA from Fusarium tjaetaba, 396 nucleotides. RefSeq lists its product as uncharacterized. Lineage: Eukaryota; Fungi; Ascomycota; Sordariomycetes; Hypocreales; Nectriaceae. The transcript has a single exon. Bases 1 to 396 code for a protein of 131 amino acids. The record is from RefSeq and is a predicted model, not a curated record.
AUGGGCGUCACCCUCAACCCCAACAAGACGGCUAUGAGUUUCAAACGAGUCUCUGUUGCCAUGCGAAAAGCUGGUGAUAACGUCUGGACCUUGUCGGAUAUUGCUCGAGUCGCGGGCGUUGAACACCCAGUCACUAAGGCCCUCGGCCCUCUGCCGCUACAGCAAUUUGCUAAAGGGCAUGAUAUGCUCUGGUAUAUGGCUAAUGUGUCUAAAACCACGACGCUUUGCUUGGAGUUUGAGGUGAUGGACGAUGCGCGCAACACCUUUUCUCUGGCUUGGCGCACCCGGGAGAAAUUAGAGCAUAUAAACGUCUUUACCAUGCUGAAGAACGCUACAGUCUAUCACUACACGGCCACGAGCGAUGCUGCCAUUACCUGUGGUGAGAUUGUCUUCUAG